UAACAAGGCUUAUUUGCGCAAAGCGGCCGUUGUGAUGCUUGUGUUCCAUGCAGAAUGUUCUUGGAGUGCGAGCGGAGAUCUCUUGGAACAUCCGAGUAUCCCCGUUCCUUGUGGAGAGGGGCGAAAAGCGAGAAUAAUACGCAUAAUAUAAAGAGCUGCUCGGGUUCCGGGCUGUCGCCGAUCUUCGGUGCUUGGACGCCGAGUGUCACGAGGAAUAGGAGUUGAAAACAGAGAAGGAAAAACACAUCCAUUCACAGGCCGUGCAACCAUGUCGGGCAAGAAGCGAAGCCGAGACGGUGCCGAAGAGGAGGAACCAAAUGCAAAGGAUCAUAUGGCGUGUGACCAAUGCCGUAUCAAGAAGAUACGAUGUGGAAAAGAGCGGCCGCAGUGCUCCAACUGCAGCCGGCUCGCCAUGUACUGCGAAUGGUCUGGCUACGGCAAGAAGCCGAACCAAACAGUACUGCUCCACCAGUCGAUUGCGACCAUCGACAGCCGGCUUGAGCGUAUCGAGGGUAGGGUGACCAGUGUGUACCAGAUGCUGCAGAACAUGAGCUCUGACUGCGUCGCUGCUGUCAAGCCCUACAGCGGAGGCGGCGGCGGCGGCGGCGGCGGCUCGAUUCCGGAGACCGACUCGGGCUACGGUUAUGUCCCCAGUAUGACCUCGUCGAAUCUCCUGAGCGGCUCGCCAGCAGGGGUGCCGCCCCCGCCCACGGUGCAGCACAUCGUGCAUGGGCCGCGCGGCUACGAGCGUUACUUUGGUCCCACAUCCCUUACGUCUCUGCUGCACAACUUUGACGAUCUCCCGAUGCCGCGACCGAGCGGUAGCGGUAGUGGCGGUAGCCAAGCAAAGCCAAGCAUGGUGCUUGCGACAGCGGCAGCACCACCAGAUCGGGCGCCGGCAGCGGCUGCAGCAGCAGCGGGAGGGGCACAUGGCAGCCUGGCGGACGCCGCAGAGCGCGUGAGGCGGCUCGCAUCGGUCCACCGGGAGCGCCAGGGGGCCAGGGACGCCACCGCCGGCGGGGCGGACGGCAGGGCCAUGGUGAAGGAGCCCUCGAUGCUGAUCCUGGUGGCCCUCAUCGACCCCUACUUCGAGCUGUGCAACCCGCACCUGCCCAUAUGGACCCGGGCCGGGUUCCGCAGGCUGCUCGACGCGGCCCAGGAGAGCGGGGGCGGAGCCGCCCCCUCCACGUCCUUGACGUUCGCCAUGUGCGCCAACAACCUGGUGCUACUGACGCUCAUCGACAGGGCCCUACGUGUGCAGGCGACCAGCGGCGGCUCUAUGCGGUGCAACGGCACCAUCGACGUCGAGGUCAUCCAGUCCCACGUCGAGAACGCGAGCCGCGCCGUCUUGCACGUCGGAAAGCUUCUGGAGCCGCGCCUGGUCAACGUCCAGGCGCUAUUGUCGUUGUGCGCCGUGGCCCAGGUUUGCCUCUCGGAAGAGGUAUUCAGCCUCGUUUUAACCCUGGCGAACCAGGUCGCCAAGUCAAUGGGGCUGCACCAGCCCCAGGGCUGGAGCUCCAGUAUGAGCCCGGAAGAGUCCGAGGAGAGACGCAACGUACUCUACUGCCUCUACUGCCUCGACAAGACCGUGUCUUGGAACCACGGGUGUGCGCCGAGCGUGGGCAGCACUGCCGGGCUCCUCGCCGGACUCACGGUCUCGCGCCCGGGGCCGAGGCUGGGGCCGCCCGAACAGCCCGGCGGCGACGGCGACGGCAGCGGGGGCGGUAGCGGCGCCCUCUACAUGAGCGCCAGGUUCGCCCUGGCGCAGAUCGACGAUAACCUCUACGCAAGCCUGUAUGGACCCGAGGCGGCCGCCGCGCCGCAGGGAUUCGAGGGCCAGUUCAGAAAGAUCAGCCUCGAGGGCUUCGAGGCCCGGCUCGGGCACUGGAGAAAGGUGUACGAGCUCGAAAACGUCGACGGCGGCGGCGGAGGCCAAACGGACGAGGAGGGCGACGGCGGCGGCGGCGGCAGGAUGUCGUACGCCUCCAGAUUGGAGCUAAAGGCCGCCUGCAGGUUUACGCGCAUGCAGCUGCUCUCGCGCUUCGUCGACGACCCCGGAGUCUGCUCCGCGCUGCUCGAAGACGCGCGCGGCUGCUUGGUCUCGCUGCAACAGCUGUGGGCCGCCACGUCCGACCCGGGCCACUGCUCCAGGUUCGCCCGGCUCGUUUCGUCGUUUCCCCCGAUGGUGGUCUGCCGGCUGGCCUUCCAGGCCGCAACCUCGGAGGGCCCGGCGAGCGGUCGCGAUGCCGAGCUCCUGGGCUUUUUGGCCAGGUCGCUGCAGACGAUGACGUCCAUGUUUGCGGUCGCGGACUCGUACACCUCGAAGCUCUCUGCCUUUGUUGACAUCAUGCUGCGUUUUGUCCACGACAGCCAUCAGCAAGACAGGGAGGAGCAGCACCAGCGGCAAAACUCCGUUUCCUCCCGUCAUCAGCAGUACAGCCCGGCCUCGAGCCAGCAGCAGGAACAAAAAGUAAAGACGGCUCACCAAACAAACACGCCGGCUCACAGCUUCCGUAUGACCUACGAUAGCUCAUCUUCCUCCUCCACAAAGCAAUCUUCAGAGGCUUGCGAGCCGCUGCAGGCGAGAGGCGGCGAUGCGAUAGCCGCCGCUUCACCGGGACCCGUCCUAGAACAUGUUACAAAUGCAAACUGUGUGAAUAUCGAAAUCGACAAGGGGCUGGCGACGGGCCUGGCAGGCCUGUUUGCCGGCGGUCGCUACGAUGAGGCUCAAGAGAGGUAUGUAAAUGGAGGAGACCUCGAGCCGUUGAUGGACUUCUGGUCUCACCAGCAAAAGUUUUCCGAUUCCAUGGUGUUUGGGGAAUUGGACAGCUCAGACAUGCAGGCCGAGCACAACACAUGGCAAUAAGACAUGGUCACCAGGACAGGGCGCGACUUGGAAUACGGCUGCACGAAAAUGGAACCUCACCAUGCUAAAUAGAGGAAAUGAAUUAUGGCAUAGACAGGUCGGUUAUGUACUUGCCUUUUUCAGGGAAACGAAGGAACACAGAACUUUACCAGCAAACUUAUCAAGAUCCUCCAGUACAGUCAUGCAGCAAAAGUCUGCAGACACCAUCAAAAAUCCCACCAAACCACACCAAAAAGCACUAUUUUCAAAUAGUAUUUGUUGUAUUUAUACGCUGUUAUGUCUAUGGAAGAGACCUCAGUGCUGCGGCUAAGUACAUGCAAAUGGGGGAAAACCUUUGGGUUGGGCCUAAGGAGGAAAAACCCUAUGCCUGCGUUUCCGCCUCUCUAGCGGUGCGCCUCCGUGGCGGUGUUGAACCGCUUUGGCUAACGCCUACUUUUUUCCACGCUCGACUGCUCGUAAGGGCUCCACCCGGGAAUCAACCGUCCUCCCGCGUGCAGCCCCCUUUGCAGGGGGCCGACAAGGCCGCGUCCUGCUUGCCUGUGGUUGGUUGGUUGGUUCGUUGUUCGAUUUGCCAGGCUGGCCCCUUUGCCGGGGGGGCCACGAAUCGGGUCCACUUCGGUUGAGGGGGUCCUCUGCCG
Gaeumannomyces tritici R3-111a-1 is the source of this 3504-nucleotide messenger RNA. RefSeq lists its product as hypothetical. Gene Ontology annotation, molecular function: DNA binding; zinc ion binding; DNA-binding transcription factor activity, RNA polymerase II-specific. The coding region runs from base 269 to 2866 and encodes 865 amino acids. The record is from RefSeq and is a predicted model, not a curated record. Gene Ontology annotation, biological process: DNA-templated transcription; regulation of DNA-templated transcription. The transcript is spliced from 6 exons. NCBI's taxonomy places the organism in Eukaryota, Fungi, Ascomycota, Sordariomycetes, Magnaporthales, Magnaporthaceae.